AUGGCCGACUCCUUUGAGCUCAUCGUAACGCGAAAAGAGCCCGUUCUCGUCUCUCCAGCCUCCGAAACUCCAAAGGGUCUCCAUUACCUCUCAAAUCUUGAUCAAAACAUAGCUAUCAUCGUCAAAACAUUCUACUACUUCAAAUCAAACUCAAGAUCCAUCGAGGACUCCGCUGAAGUCAUCAAGAAGUCCCUCUCCGAGGUUCUUGUUCACUACUAUCCUGCCGCCGGGAGACUCACGAUCAGUCCCGAAGGAAAGAUCGCCGUGAACUGCACCGGUGAAGGAGUCGUGGUGGUCGAAGCCGAGGCUAAUUGUGGGAUUGAGAAGAUCGAGAAGGCUAUAUCGGAGAUUGAUCAACCGGAGACUCUUGAAAAGCUGGUUUACAACGUUCCCGGUGCUCGGAAUAUUCUUGAGAUUCCGCCGGUGGUUGUUCAGGUGACAAAUUUCAAGUGUGGAGGAUUCGUACUAGGCCUUGGCAUGAACCACAAUAUGUUCGAUGGUAUAGCAGCCAUGGAGUUUCUCAACUCUUGGGCCGAGACGGCCCGUGGCCUUCCUCUCUCCCUUCCACCUUUCUUAGACCGCAAGCUUCUCCAACCUCGGACCCCACCAAAGAUCGAUUUCCCACACAACGAGUUCGAAGAGAUUGAUGACAUCUCCGGCACUGGAAAACUCUAUGCCGACGAGAAACUCGUCUACAAGUCCUUCAUGUUCGGACCCGAGAAGCUCGAGAAGCUCAAAACCAUGUCAGAGACAAGAUCCACUACGUUUCAAACCCUAACAGGUUUUCUAUGGAGAGCUCGUUGUCAAGCCCUAGGGCUUAAACCAGAUCAACGGAUAAAACUUCUCUUUGCUGCAGAUGGACGGCCAAGAUUCGUUCCGGAGCUUCCGAAAGGAUAUUCCGGUAACGGGAUUGUGUUCACUUAUUCCGUUACUACGGCAGGUGAAGUAACUCUAAACCCUCUUUCUCAUUCGGUGGGUUUGGUCAAAACAGCCGUUGAAAUGGUCAACGACGGUUUCAUGAGGUCAGCGAUAGAUUACUUUGAGGUGACUCGGGCAAGGCCGAGCCUGACGGCGACGCUUCUGAUCACGUCGUGGGCGAAACUGUCGUUUCACACUAAAGAUUUCGGUUGGGGUGAACCGGUUGUUUCUGGACCGGUCGGGCUACCUGAGAAGGAAGUCAUUCUGUUCUUGCCAUGUGGCAGUGACACGAGGAGUGUCAAUGUGUUGCUUGGCCUUCCCGGUUCAGCGAUGAAGGUGUUCGAAAAGCUUAUGGAUAUAUGA
Microthlaspi erraticum is the source of this 1281-nucleotide messenger RNA. The record is from the annotation of a GenBank genome assembly. Lineage: Eukaryota; Viridiplantae; Streptophyta; Magnoliopsida; Brassicales; Brassicaceae.